Hypanus sabinus (Atlantic stingray) is the source of this 1014-nucleotide messenger RNA. It is a transcript of the gene ift27, whose product is annotated as intraflagellar transport 27 homolog (Chlamydomonas). Gene Ontology annotation, molecular function: GTP binding; GTPase activity. The record is from RefSeq and is a predicted model, not a curated record. The transcript has 7 exons. Bases 200 to 760 code for a protein of 186 amino acids. NCBI's taxonomy places the organism in Eukaryota, Metazoa, Chordata, Chondrichthyes, Myliobatiformes, Dasyatidae. Gene Ontology annotation, cellular component: Golgi apparatus.
AAGAGGAAGACGGCGGUAUAGCGCCCGUGAGAUGCGUUGCUGGGGAGCGGUAACUAAGGAGGCCACAGCGAAGGCCUGGAGCGGUUUGAGGGUUCGGAGAACGGGUUAUUGAUCAGUAGUAACACGAAUGUACUGAAUUAGUCUUGUAUUGAACUAAUCAACGGAUUAAUGAGCUGAUACUCCGUUACCAGAGUCAACCAUGGUGAAACUGAGGGCCAAAUGCCUCCUGGCUGGCGACUCCACUGUUGGGAAGAGUGCAUUGGUGCAAGUAUUUCGCAGUGAAAAUGCCCAUUUUCUGAAAAAUUAUACCAUGACAACUGGAGUGGAUGUGUAUGUAAACCCAGUCUCUAUCCCAGACACUUCAGACAGUGUGGAGCUUUUCCUAUUUGACUCUUCAGGGAAAGAAAUCUUCUACGACAUGGUGGAAAGUCAAUGGGAGUUUGCAGGGGUCAUCUGCCUCGUGUAUGACAUCACCAAUGCAGCAUCUUUCAACAGCUGUACAAAGUGGCUGGAAAGGGCCCGGGCUCAGGCUCCCAACGGCCAGCUACCAGGAGUGCUUGUGGGCAACAAAAUGGAUUUAGCAAGCAGGCGAAUGGUGGAGUACACACAGGCGCAGGAAUGGGCAGCCAGCCAGGGUCUGGAGUACUUUGAGACCUCUGCAAAAGAGAUGGAGAACUGCAACGCUCCAUUCUUGAGCCUGGCAAAAGCAUUCCAUCGUAUGUACGAGGAGAAGCUGGAACACAUCCGAUCCAUUGUGUGAGACAGCCCUUGUUGCUGUCUCUUUCUGCCCAGUAGAAUGACUUCUUCCUGAUCACUGACUCCUCUGCAAGAUGGCACCCUGUCUGGCUUACCCACCUCUCUCACUCUGUAGUGCAUCGUGUUCCUGAUGUGAACUCCAUUUCUCUUUCUUUGCUUCUCUCUUACUCUACACGUCUGUCUGCCUGUUUAUGUCUCUCACUUUCACACUCACACAUCCCUGUAUACAACAGGCCAACCAGGCGAUGCCUAAAAGAA